GUUUCACCCACAUCAACAGAUCAGUCGUCGAAAGAAAAUCGUGAAAACAACUUGCAAAGUUCUGAGCGAGCAAAGACAGGAAGUUCCCAUUCAGAGUGCCACACGAGACAGUGCGUUCGAAGCCGAUUUCAACACAUUUAUUUAAAAGGAAAGGAAGUUUAAACCAACCAAAAAACAGAGCAAAAUGCCACGACGUGGAAGGACCGCAUCCCCUCCGCCAGCUCAACGCAGAGCUCCACCGGCAGCAGCCGCCCCACCGCGUCCCGCUCCGGCAGCCUCCACCCAGCCGGCUGUCCAGCAUCCACCUCCGACGGCCAUGGCUGCUCCGAUGGCCGCCCCGAGCCAGGGCCCCGGCCUGAUGGCCCAAAUGGCAGCCACCGCUGGUGGUGUCGCUAUCGGCUCAGCCGUCGGCCAUACCGUUGGCCACGCCCUGACCGGAAUGUUCAGCGGUGGAUCCGAUGCCCCGCAGCCUGCCCAAGCUGCUGCCGCUCCUGUUGCAGCAGCCCCGGCCGCUUACGGGGAAGGCCCAGCCGGUGCUUCCGGUCCGUGCGCCUGGGAGAUCAAGCAGUUCCUCUCCUGUGCCCAGGGACAGGCCGAUUUGACGCUGUGCGACGGUUUCAACGAGGCCCUGAGGCAGUGCAAGCUGCAGCACAACGUUUGAAACGUUUAUUAUUCAACGGGUGGACCGAUUUGGCCAAAACACACAUUUAUCUUUCCGUAGUCUGAAUUAGUCAUGUUGAUUUUGAAUGAUUUAUUUUUUGUUUGCUGAAAUAAAGGAUACAAUCCCGUAAUUGGCCAAA
Molecule: messenger RNA, 800 nt
Organism: Uranotaenia lowii
Lineage: Eukaryota; Metazoa; Arthropoda; Insecta; Diptera; Culicidae
Gene: Chchd2
Product: coiled-coil-helix-coiled-coil-helix domain-containing protein 10, mitochondrial
Exons: 2
Coding region: 185-661 (158 amino acids)
Biological process (GO): mitochondrion organization
Cellular component (GO): nucleus; mitochondrion
Source: RefSeq, a predicted model, not a curated record